Messenger RNA from Mandrillus leucophaeus (drill), 1640 nucleotides. Its product is annotated as golgin subfamily A member 8A-like. The annotation marks the transcript as partial. The transcript has 15 exons. Gene Ontology annotation, cellular component: cis-Golgi network; Golgi apparatus; Golgi cis cisterna. The record is from RefSeq and is a predicted model, not a curated record. NCBI's taxonomy places the organism in Eukaryota, Metazoa, Chordata, Mammalia, Primates, Cercopithecidae. Gene Ontology annotation, biological process: spindle assembly; Golgi organization.
AGUCACACAGCUGCCUGGUAGGUGACUGGAGCUGUUGAUCAGUGCUUGCUGGGAUUUUGCUGAUGUGGCCCCAACCCCGCCUCCCUCCCCACUCUGCAAUGGCAGAAGAAACUCGACAGAGCAUAUUGGCUGAGGCCAAGAAAAAGUUAAAAGAAUAUUGGCAGAGAAACAGCCCUGGUGGUCCAGCAGGAGCGAAGAAGAACAGGAAAACAAAUGGCAGUAGCCCUGAGACAGCCACUUCUGGUGGUUCCCACUCACCUGGGGAUUCAGCCACAGGUAUCGACGGAGAGGGCCCUAUGUCAUCUGCACCCCUCAAGGAUCUGGAGGUAAGAGGCUCUGGGCGGAGGGGCAGUGACCCUGCAGGCCAGCCCUCCAACCUCCUCCCACAGCAGGGACUGGGUGCCCCUCUGCCAGCUGAGACAGCCCACACACACCCCAGCCCUAAUGAUUGUUCUCUCUACCUCUCCCCCGACUCCUCCUCCACCUCCUCUUCUCUACAUGCGCCUCAGAGCCCGUCCCAAGAACUAGCAGCUGUCCUGGACUCGAGGUCCGUCAAAAUCAGUCGACUGAAUAACAUCAUCAAAUCUCUGGAACAACAGAAGAAACAAGUGGAACAUCAGCUGGAAGAAGAGAAGAAGGCAAACAAUGAGAAACAGAAAACUGAAAGGGAGCUAGAGGUUCAAAUCCAGAGAUUGAAUAGACAGAUAAAGGAACUAAAUACAGACAUGAAUCACACGAAACGUUCUCUCAGAUACUUUGAAGAAGAGUCCAAGGAUCUGGCUGGCCGCCUGCAACAAACACUGCAGUGUAUAGAAGAGUUAGAGCAGGCUCUGUCUGCUGUCCCCGCCACACAGGAGGAGAAGGAGAUCAGUUUCUCAAGCCGCAGUCAAGCACUUAUUGAGUGGCAGUUAGAGCAGUCCAUACAGGAGAAGGCACGGCUGAAAGCACAGCUGACCCAGAUGAAGGAUUCACUUAAACAAGCCCAUGUGGACAGAGAGGAAUAUGCUCAACAUCUAAAAGGAGAGAGGGCCCAGUGGCAGCAGAGGAUGAGAAAAAUGUGGCAGGAGGUUUGCACCUUGAAGAAGGAGAAGAAGGAUGACACACAUCGGGUGGAGGAGCUGAAGAGGAGCUUGUCCAAACUCAAACACCAGAUGGGUGAGAUGGGGCUGAACAACAAGAACAAGAGCGCACUGCAGUUGGAGCAGCAAGUGGAGGAGCUACAGGAGACGCUGGACGAGGAGCGCCUGGAAGCUUCCAGCCAGCAGAGCCAGGAGCUGAAUGCCCCGUUGAACCUCACGGCUCUCCCUGGGGAAGGAGAUGGAGGAGAACAUCUGGGCAGUGAGGAGGAGGAGGCACCUCAGCCCAUGCCGAGCGUCCCACAGGACCUGGAGAGCUGGGAGGCCAUGAGCGGCUGUAUGGACCACCGGGAGGAGAUGGCGGACCUGAGUGAGCUGGUGGAGAAACCCGAACUUCCAUUCAUCGAAUACUGGGGAGAGAGAUGCCAUCAGAAUGUUCAUCAGCUUCUAACAGAGGCAGGGGGCAGUGUCGAGGAUGCAGCAAUGGGAGGAGGACAUCAUCAGGCUGGUCCAGCACAGGGAGGAGAUGAAGGUAGGGUGUGCAACAUCUCUGCGGGGGUGGGG